AUGGAUGGAACCAGCCAUAUAUGCAUCGACGAUUCACUCGAUCAGCAGCUCGAACGCUUCUGGGAAAUCGAAAACUUCGAUGUCGGGAAGACCUACACCCACGAAGAGCAGCUCUGCGAAGACCAUUUCCAACAAACCGUUGGUCGCGACCAAGAUGGAAGAUAUGUAGUCCGUCUUCCGCUGCGGGAAGCGAUGCUUCCGUUGAUUGGAGAUUCCUACCCAGUUGCACUUCGUCGAUUUCAAUCCAUGGAAAAGAAAUUUAUGGCCGAUGAAGCUCUUCGAAAAGCAUAUCAAAGUUUUAUGUUGGAGUAUGAAGCACUUGGUCAUAUGGAGGUGAAUCCUUGCGCGUCGCGUGGCCCACAGUUCUUCCUGCCUCACCAUGCCAUCCACCGUCCUGAAAGCUCCACCACGAAAACACGAGUAGUGUUUGAUGGAUGCUGUCGAUGUUCCAGCUUGUCGCUCAACGAAGCUCUUUUUGUUGGUCCCACUGUACAACCAGCUCUGUACUCCACAGUUGUAAACUUCCGUAUGCCUCGCUAUGUAGUUACCGCUGACGUUACGAAAAUGUUCCGACAGAUAUGGAUCCAUCCGGAUGAUCGAAGGUACCAGCAAAUUUUGUGGAGGUACAAUCCAUCAGAACCGAUACGAACAUACCAGCUAAAGACCGUUACGUACGGCCUCGCCAGCUCCCCAUUUCACGCUGCUCGGGUGCUCAAUCAGUUGGCCAUUGACGAAGGAGGACGUUAUCCGUUAGCCGCUCAAGUCAUUCGCAACGGGACAUACGUGGACGAUGUACUCACAGGCCAUGAUAAUCGCGAUACACUUGCCGAAACAUGUAACCAGCUAAUGAAGUUGCUUGAAUGCGCUGGGUUCGUGCUGAGGAAGUGGGCAACAAACGACAUCGCUGUCCUGUCUACCGUUCCCCGUGAACUAUGGGAAACAUCGCUUGAAUUCGAACUGGAUCGAUCGCCUACCGUGAAGACAUUGGGGCUUCUCUGGUCCUCAGAAACGGACACAUUUAAAUUUAAAAUUCCAGUCCUGUCCUGUCGCAACUGGAUGUCGCUACCAAACGCAUCGUCGUGUCUGAAAUGUCCCAAUUAUUCGAUCCUCUUGGCCUGUUGGGACCCAUGGUGA
Molecule: messenger RNA, 1134 nt
Organism: Toxorhynchites rutilus septentrionalis
Lineage: Eukaryota; Metazoa; Arthropoda; Insecta; Diptera; Culicidae
Exons: 1
Coding region: 1-1134 (377 amino acids)
Source: RefSeq, a predicted model, not a curated record